UACAGGGGAUGACCAGAGACUGCGGACAUAGUACAGGAGAUGACCAGAGACUGCAGACAUAGUACAGAGGAUGACCAGAGACUGCGGACACAGUACAGAUGACCAGAGACUGCGGACAUAGUACAGGAGAUGAACAGAGACUGCAGACACAGUACAGGGGAUGACCAGAGACUGCAGACAUAGUACAGGAGAUGAACAGAGACUGCAGACAGUACAGGGGAUAACCAGAGACUGCGGACACAGUACAGGGGAUGACCAGAGACUGCAGACAGGGGAUGACCAGAGACUGCAGACAUAGUGCAGG
Molecule: messenger RNA, 304 nt
Organism: Staurois parvus
Lineage: Eukaryota; Metazoa; Chordata; Amphibia; Anura; Ranidae
Source: the annotation of a GenBank genome assembly